Cynara cardunculus var. scolymus (artichoke) is the source of this 492-nucleotide messenger RNA. RefSeq lists its product as uncharacterized. The record is from RefSeq and is a predicted model, not a curated record. The transcript has a single exon. NCBI's taxonomy places the organism in Eukaryota, Viridiplantae, Streptophyta, Magnoliopsida, Asterales, Asteraceae. Bases 1 to 492 code for a protein of 163 amino acids.
AUGAAAGCGGCUCAGGACCGACAAAAAUCAUACGCUGAUCACCGCAGAAGACCGAUAGAGUUCUCAGUCGAAGAUUUGGUCAUGUUGAAGGUUUCCCCAUGGCGUGGAGUAUUACGGUUUAGAAAGAAAGGUAAACUCAGUCCUCGUUUUAUCGGUCCAUUCGAGAUUAUUGAACGGGUCGGGAAACAAGCUUACCGUUUAGAACUUCCCGAAGAAUUAGUGAGUAUACAUGAUGUUUUCCAUGUCGGCUAUCUACGAAAAUGUUUGGGCAAAUAUGAGGAAGUAGUACCAUUAUCGGAAGUUAAGAUAAAUGAAAAGCUUCGAUAUGUAGAAGAGCCCGAAAGUAUCUUGAAAGAGCGGACAGUGAAAUUGCGCAAUAGAGAGGUAGAUUUGGUAUUAAUAAAGUGGAAACAUCAUCACGGGUCAAAUUGGACAUGGAAACGCAAAGAUGAGAUGAUGACUAAGUACCCUUCAUUAUUAUUGCAAUCAUGA